Molecule: messenger RNA, 1492 nt
Organism: Lontra canadensis (Northern American river otter)
Lineage: Eukaryota; Metazoa; Chordata; Mammalia; Carnivora; Mustelidae
Gene: STARD4
Product: StAR related lipid transfer domain containing 4
Exons: 5
Coding region: 286-822 (178 amino acids)
Biological process (GO): cholesterol transport involved in cholesterol storage; cholesterol import; intracellular cholesterol transport
Cellular component (GO): cytosol; endoplasmic reticulum
Molecular function (GO): cholesterol binding; cholesterol transfer activity
Source: RefSeq, a predicted model, not a curated record
AAAAGAUGUAGGGACGAAUUCAAGGUAGCACUGUCAUUAUAGAUGUGAAUUGUUUGAUUUUAAAAAAGAUACGAGCAAGUUCAGAAUGAAAUAUUUACCAUUCCUCUUGUCUUGGGCCAAAUGUGUCCGUAACGGUAAAUAGAUAAGAUUAGAGUGAGCAAAUAAUAAUGGCUGGUGAGGAUCUUAACAAGGUUUGCAUCUCAUUAAGCGACUGAAAAAUCUGUUCUGGACGUCUGUACUUCAAGCACAAUGUGAAGGACUUUAGGAUACAGAAGAAAUUCAAAUAUGGAUCAAUUGAUGAAAGAUGUAACAAUUUGGAGAAAACCUUCAGAAGAAUUUAAUGGAUACCUUUUCAAAGCGCAAGGUGUUAUAGAUGACAGCGUCAAUAGUGUUAUAGACCAUAUACGCCCAGGUCCCUGUCGCUUGGAUUGGGAUAGCUUAAUGACUUCAAUGGAUAUUUUGGAACACUUCGAGGAGAAUUGCUGUGUGAUGCGUUACACUACUGCUGGUCAGCUUUGGAAUAUAAUUUCCCCAAGAGAGUUUGUUGAUUUCUCCUACACUGUGGGCUAUGAAGAAGGGCUGUUGUCCUGUGGGCUAAGUGUUGACUGGAAUGAAAAGAGACCAGAAUUUAUUCGUGGCUAUAACCAUCCCUGUGGUUGGUUUUGUGUUCCGCUUAAAGACAGUCCAUACCAAAGUCUUUUGACAGGCUACAUUCAGACGGAUCUGCGUGGGAUGAUUCCUCAGUCUGCGGUAGAUACAGCCAUGGCCAGCACUUUAAUCAACUUCUAUGGUGAUUUACAAAAAGCCCUACAAAAGGCAUAAUACGUUUAAACUUGUAGUACGAUAGUCCCCCCAAAUCAACUUUUUCUCUCAGCUUCAUGGCCUGUGAAAAUCAUCCUUUCCUUUCUUCUGUGUAGCCUGUAGGAAAAUUAGGUGGUGAUUUGCAUGGUGUUUGAUACAGCAGUGUGUCUAAGCAUGGAGAGUCUGACAGACGUCCAUGAGGAAGUAGUAUACUUCUUUGACCUGAACUCUUAAGAAACUGAAUAUUGCCUCAGUAUGAAUAUUUUGGCUACUUGGAAAUUAGAGAAAGCACAAGCUUCAUGCUGUUAGUUAAAAAUCAUCUGUUUUAGAGAUUUAUGAACAUUUUCUAAGUUUUAACUAUUUUUGGAAGUUAUAUAUUAGUGCUUAACUAUUGGUAUGCUCUGUGAGUUUGCCAAUAUCUUGGACUACAAAAAGGUUCUUUAUAUUUUAUAAAGGUGAGCUUCAUUGUCAGGUGACUUGUACUACUUUAAGUAUUAAAAAAAUAAGAAAAAAUAGAUACAGUAAGAAUAGAUACAAUUCAAAUACAAUUGUUUUGAUACCUAGACAACAUUAUUUUGUGGAUAUCUUUAAAAAUGUAUUUGUAUCUUUCUGUGCAUUUAUUUUGGAAGGUCUAAAAAGCAUUUAUGCAUGAAUAAAAUGUACAAAAAACAUAUGUGCUGGGGACACCACA